UAUUAGCGACAACAAUUUUGGAGGGACAUUGCCCAUGUCAAUAUCCAAUCUCUCAACCAAACUUGAAAUGUUUUGGGUUGGCAGUAACCAAAUAUAUGGAAGCAUCCCAUCUGGGAUAGGGAAUCUGGUGAGCUUGCAAUCGUUGCCCUUCGGGAUUAAUAGCUUCACAGGUAACAUUCCCUCUGACAUCGGCAAGCUUUCAAACCUUGAAGCAUUACAAAUUUCCAUGAACAAAUUAUCUGGAAAUAUUCCGUCUUCCGUAAGAAAUUUAACCAAGUUAUACUAUCUUGCGCUGGAUGGAAAUCAUCUUGAGGGCAGCAUUCCUUCAGGUCUGGGGGAAUGCCAUGGGUUGCAAUUGUUGAAUCUUUCUUAUAACCUCCUAAAUGGCACAAUACCAAAACAAGUUUUUAGACUCUCCUCCUUAUCGAUUUCUUUGGACUUGUCUAAUAACCUCUUCACAGGUUCCCUUCCCCCGGAGGUUGGGAAUUUCCAGAGUCUAAGUGAACUUUAUCUUUCUGAUAACAUGUUAUCUGGAGAACUCCCCAGUAGCCUUGGUGGUUGUGAGAGUUUAGAAGUCCUGCAUUUGCAAGGAAACUUUUUCAACGGGUCCAUUCCUUUGUCUAUGAGUUCAGUGAGAGCAAUUCGAGAUCUAGACCUUUCUCGCAAUAAUUUUUCAGGGGAAAUUCCACAUUUUUUAGAAGGUUUUAGAUUCUUGAAUAAUCUGAACUUAUCAUUCAAUCAAUUUUGGGGAGUGGUACCAACUGGAGGUGUUUUCAAAAAUGCGAGUGCUAUUUCAGUUGUUGGCAAUACUAAUCUGUGCAGCCCUGUUGAUAAUUUAAAGCUUCCCAAGUGCAAGUCUAAAGAGACCAAGAAACGAAGAUUGUCUCGUAGCUUGAAACUAAUACUCCCUUUAGUAUUUGGACUUACUCUUCUAGGAAUAGCCAUGGUGUUCUUCUAUUUCUUUCUUUGUUCGUCAAGGAAGAAAAAGAAAGAAAUUUCAUUGAGCACUUUGGGGAACACUAUUUUGCAAGUGUCAUAUGCUACUCUACUCAAAGCUACUGACGGGUUCUCAAAGGCUAAUUUAAUUGGUGCUGGUAGUUUUGGGUAUGUGUACAAAGGAGUUCUUGAUGAGGAUGAUAAAUCUCAACUUGUUGCCGUGAAGGUGUUUAACUUGUUACGCCAUGGAGCUUCGAGGAGUUUCAUAGCCGAAUGUGAAGCUUUGAGAAAUAUUAGGCACCGAAAUCUUGUCAAGAUUAUAACCGUGUGUUCAAGUGUUGAUUUUCAUGGUAAUGAUUUCAAGGCUCUAGUUUAUGAGUUCAUGAACAACGGGAGCUUAGAAGAGUGGCUGCGUCCACCUACUGGAACUGAAGAGUUAAGAGAUCAUAUACCCAAGAAGUUAAGUCUUCUUCAUAGGCUAGAAAUUGCCAUUGGUGUUGCUUGUGCACUGGAUUAUCUUCAUAAUCAUUGUGAAACGCCAAUAGUUCAUUGUGAUCUCAAGCCAAGCAACGUUCUCUUGGACAACGAAUUGACUGGCCAUGUUUCUGACUUUGGAUUAGCAAGGUUUCUCUCACAAGUAACGAGUAAUGUUUCAGCAAUUCAGAGUCAGACAAGUUCCGUUGGAAUAAAAGGAACGGUUGGUUAUGCAGCUCCAGAGUAUGGCAUGGGGAGUGAGGUGUCAACGAACGGUGAUGUCUACAGCUUUGGCAUUCUCUUGUUGGAGAUGUUUACAGGGAAGAGACCCACUGACAACAUGUUUGGUGAUAGCUUGAACCUUCAUAACUUUGUCAAGAUGGCUCUCCCCGAGCGAGUUAUUGAGAUUGCAGAUGCACCACUUCUUGAAGGAGGCACGAACGACAAUCCCAAUCAAUGCAGUGCAAGAAUUCAUAAAGUUGAGGUGUGCUUGAGUUCAAUAUUUAGAAUUGGAAUUGAUUGUUCUGCUGAAUCCCCAACAGAUCGACUAAAGAAUAUCAAUGAUGCUGCAUCUGAACUUCAUUCAAUUAGGAAUACUUUUCUUGGGUAGAAACUCUUUUUUAUGUGCUUUUGUAAUAAGAGAAAUUUCGUUUACUGCCUAUGAAGUCUAGCUUUUACGUUACCGCAGUAGAUGUGGAAGUUUGCAAUGUAAAUAAUCACCAAUGAGGUUUGUUGUGUGAAGAUUGUAUUCCUACUUUUUGUACUUGGUAUUUUUGUGUAAUAUUCUCAUCAAUUAAAGUCUAGUUCGUGCCACAAAAUUGUUGAAUAU
Molecule: messenger RNA, 2239 nt
Organism: Malus domestica (apple)
Lineage: Eukaryota; Viridiplantae; Streptophyta; Magnoliopsida; Rosales; Rosaceae
Source: RefSeq, a predicted model, not a curated record